GUGUGUGUGUUUAGCCAUUGAUUUGGCAGUGUUGGGCGGUAUAGUCUAUAGAGGGGCAUGGUUUUUGACGCCGCACAGUUAUAGAAAAAAGAAACGUGAAACGGUAGGCUUUACGUCAUGUAGGGAGGGGACAGCGAACUGCGUGGUGAACUGAGCAGGGUUUAAAAGUCAUCACUCUCCGAUUUAGAGUCAGAAUACAAAAUCUUCCAAAAGGAUUGGGUUUGCUGCUUUUCCACUGAUGUGUCUAUUGUUGACAACUUUUGUCUCCAUAGUCCGGAUUUGACGAUAUUUGGAAGGGUGAAGAGGAGAGGAUACACAACUUUUUUAUUUCACCAUAGUGUCUAUUUUGGUGUAUCCUAAAUAGCCUUAUUUUCCCUCUUUAUUACAUUGACUUGAAGCUAUAGAUAACCCAUCAACAGACAAUAAGUCAUCAGAGGCUUACACUUGGCAUUUUGCCACCCCACCACAUCUCCAUUCCCUUUCCCCUCAUUUCUUGCACUCACCCUGUAAACUCCGAAGACAAGACAUGGUGUGUCUGAAGAAAUAUUUCACAGAGGGCUUGAUCCAGGUAGCCAUCCUGUUCAGUCUGGUUGGCGUCAGAGUAGAUGUGGGCCCUUACCUGCCCCCCUGGAACGAGAUGAUCUUGGGCCCCACCUCUGCACUCACCCAGACUCAGUUCCACAACCUCCACAACCAGCUGGAUGGCCAGGACCUCCACCCCAAGAGUAUAGACCUGGACGGCUUCUUCACAGCCCGGAGACUCCUGGGCUGGGUCCGCUCCCUGGACCGCCUCCGGGUGCCUAGCUCGGAGCUAGAAACCUGGCUUGUGCGGCGCGAGCCUGAUGCCCUGGUGGUGGGGUCUCAAAGUCAGCCAGCCCCCCUGGAGGGAGGGGCAGGUGGGUUGGAGGAUCAUGCGGGUGACCAGGUGGAGUCGGUCAUGAGGUCAAGCGUGGUAGGGGGGUCGCAGGAGUCGGGUUACGGGCCAAUCAGAGAGAACAGUCUGGAAACCACAGCGCCGCUUCUAAGAAGAAGCCAUGAGGAGGAGGAUGAAGAUCUCUAUGAAGAGGAUACAGAUAUGCUUUGGCAGGAUCACUCUGAUCUUGGACGUCAUCAGAGGUCUGAGGAGGAGCUGGUGGGGGACACCUGGAGAGAAAUCUGGAGGGAUGGUGGACGCUCUUAUGACCUUGCGAAUAGAGAACUUGCACAGGAUUUAUCUGAUCAGUUUGCCAGCUUGGAAGCUCAGUCCUCAAUGUCCUUCCAGGAAUGUCUACGGCUCUUGGAAGACACCUUCCCUUUUGGAGAGGAGACAGAGCUGUCAGACCCAGUUGGCGUAGAUCGGAGGGAAGCCGCCAGCGGAGAGGACCCAACCCCUGUCCGAGAGCUUCUCCUGUCCCCCCUGCUGUCCCACGAGGAACCCUCUCUGGACUUGGAGCAGCAGUGGCAUGAUAUUCUCGCCACCAUGGAGCCAGAAGAUAUGGAUAUGGACCUUGGCAGAGAUGAAAUGCAAUCUGGAUCUAUUCAGAGUUCCAGCUUGAUGGACCCCGUUCACCAGGAUGUCAGCCUUCAUCAGGCAAUCCUGCCCGGAAGCAGCCAGGAUAGUUACCCCUUCAACUCCAGCUUUGGGGGCAGUGUUCCCCUGGAGGACCCACUCCAGCCAGCCCUGCUCAGUCAGUCCUCCAGCGGACCUGACUUUGACCUUAACUUGACCUUUGGCCCAUCUGACCUGACAGAUACCACUCUUCCUUUGGCACUCAAUGGCACAGUUGGCAACCCCAUGGCUUCCAUUCAGUCAAGCCUCUUUCUGGAGGAACCAGUCCUGCCUAGCCCACUCGGUUCCCUAUUGGAUGAUGCCUUGCUGGAUGAGAUUAGUUUCCUGGACCUGGCUCUGGAGGAAGGCUUCAACCCAACACAGGCCUACCAACUUGAGGAGCUAGACUCUGACUCUGGACUUUCUCUAAACUUCAGCCACAGCCCUGCAUCCCCUAGCAGCUCGGAGGCAUCCUAUUCCUCUUCUUCAUCAUCCGACUCUGUGUUUUCUGAUGAAGGGGCUGUGGGCUACAGCUCUGACAUGGAGGUUAUUGUGACGCGAGAGGAAGGUGCCGUGGGAGGCUACUCCCCAGAAGUCCGUAAGAUGUGCAGCACAAGCUACCAGAAGCCUGGGCGUUUCAACAACCUCCCUUGGCUGGAACAAGUCGGCCACGACCAUACCUACAACCAGCCAAGGGCCACCUCUCCCACGCAGGGAAAAUCACAUUACAGCAAAACCUAUGAGCAUGACAUUUCCGAUAAGCUUUGGGGCCGUGAUGAGCGCCGGGCUCUCGCCAUGAAGAUCCCCUUCUCCAACGAUCUCAUUGUCAACCUGCCCGUGGAGGAGUUCAAUGAACUUCUGACCAAGCAUUGUCUCAGUGAGGCCCAGCUCAACCUGAUCCGAGACAUUCGCAGGCGGGGCAAAAACAAGAUGGCCGCUCAGAAUUGCCGCCGACGCAAGCUUGAUGUCCUGUUUGAGCUCGAGGAGGGGGUAGAAGGAUUAUACCGCCACAAGGCCCGUCUGUUAAAGCAAAAGGCAGAGAACCUUCGCUCUGUCCGGGAAAUGAAGCAGCGGCUCAGUGGUCUUUACCAGGAGGUUUUUUCCCGUCUGCGGGAUGAGCAAGGAAGACCCUUGCCUGCCACUGACUACACCCUCCAAUUUGGCAAUGAUGGACAGGUCCUGCUUGCUACACGGAACGGUUCAGCCAGUGAACAAAACCGCAAGCCCCACAAGAAACAGAAGAACAGAAAAAAGUGAACAUUUGUUGGGUGUGCAGUUUGGUGUAGCACUCAAGGAAUAGCUUGACAAGGAGAUAGCUGUAAAGAUUAAAUAUCUCACAAUAAGAGGGAACUGAAAAGGAAAGAUGUAAGAGGAAACCCAAAUCAGUUUAAUCUGCUCUGAUAGUUUAUUUGCUGGAAAGGACAUGUAGCACAAAUAUGAUCAUGCAAGAAUCUUGUGAACAUCUUGGAAAAACAAAGGGAAAACCUGUCUCAGGGGCAAAAUAACUGUUGGGAGGACCAUGUCAGCCUUCCAAAGAAAUACAGUACAUAAAACACUAAGGUGCCAAGGAGGAAUGGCUAGCCUACGGCCUUCAGCCAACAGACACAAGACCGGGCUCUUGGCGCAAUGCGGGCACAUUGCUGUCCCAGUCUUCCAGUGCCUAUAUGUUGAGGGUAGGCCUAGGUUCCUUGAAGUUAUCACUCACCAAAGUUUAUUAGGUACACAUCUAGUACCAGCUCAGAGCCCUCUUUGCCUCCAGAACUCUUCGGGGCAUGGAUUCUACAAUGUGUCGGAAACGUUUGUUGCUCAAUUGGUAUCAAGGAAAAACAUUCCCCACACCAGCUUGUACCAGGCAGGAUGGGUCCACGGACUCAUGCGGUUUAUGCCAAGUCCUGACACUGACGCAACAGGAACGGAGAUUCAACAGACCAGACAAUGUUUUUCCAAUCCUCAAUUGUCCAGUGUUGGUGAUGACAUGCCCACUAGAGCCGCUUCUUGUUUUUAGCUAAUAGGAGUGGAACAAGGUAUGGUGUCUGCUGCAAUAGUUCUUGCAAUUCUCCUUCGACCUCUCAUCAACGAGCCGAUUUCGCCCACAGGACUGCCGCUGACUGGAUGUUUUUGUCGCACCAUUCUCGGUAAACCCUAGACCCUGUUGUGUGUGAGAAGCUCUGGAGGGUGGGAGUUUGAGAUACUGGAUCUGGUGAGCCUGGCACUGACGAUCAUACCACUCGUUGCCAAUUCUAACGUUCAAUCAAAUAGCAACUGAAUGCCUCGAUGCCAAUCUGCCAGCUUUACAAAGCCUCAGCCACAAGACUCCAUGUCUUGUCUGUAAGAGUUAUCCAUUUUCAUGAACAGGAUGGUGUACCUUUUAUAAAUUGACCGGUGAGUGUAUACCCAAGUAAAAAAGGACAGGGGAGCCUGGUUGAGAACAAAAGGGAACCAAAAAGAUUUGCUCCAGUCUAAAGUGAACACAACACACAAGUUACCAUUAACUGGUGCAUUAUGGCUGUCAGUGAAGGAGUUGGAUAGUGCUUUUAGUAAAGCCUUAGUUACCCACACAGCUAUCUGUGGUUCUCAGGGGAUGUGACAUGAUGCAGACAAUGGUACAAUGAUAUUCAGGAAAUAGACUGCUUUAAAAGUACCUGAAUAUAAUAUCUACUCAGGCCCAGUGCCAACAAUAUUGUGUUAAUGAUAUGGUUGUGGACUUUUAUUUGUAACAAGUUGAAAUUGAAUGCCUUUAUCACCGGUAUCAUACUGGAAUAUAACUAAAUGCUGCAUAAAAUAUCACAGCAUUUUCAUAAAUGUUAAAAAGUCAAAUGUAUGAAAUACCACUAUCCAAUAUCAACAUAAAAGUACUUUAAAAAGUACUUUAAAAAAUGUAUAUAUAUUUAAACCCUGAAUUGGGUGCUAUAUGGUAUUAUUGGUUUUAAAAUAACGAUAUUGUGUUUUAGGAGGUUCUGUUUCAUACUUUUGAGUACUUGCUGGCAACCAAGGGAUGUUACUUUUGGGUGAAUAAAACAUUUUCAACCUACAUCUUUUUGAUCCCUUUUGCCUUGACAUUACUAAUAAUACUUAUACGUACUAAAGAAUUACAAGUUAACUGGUUUCAUCAAAUUAUAUGAAACACCAUUGUUAACAAAAAAAGAUUUAUUGUCCAAAAACAUUUAUACAAGUAAAAGUAACCACUGCAAAUGGUGACAUUGAUUGAAAGCAAGAAACAUGCAACGAGAUGUAUCUUCAGUAGACACGAGAAAGAGUCAAAGACAAAAUAACUAAAAGGUUACAUAUGAGCCACUUGUCUAGGAUAUACUGUGUAUAUAUAUAUAUAUAUAUAUAGAAAUCUUCCGGUCUAGUAUAUUAGAAAAGAUAUACAGCCCUCUUAGACUUGUAAUGUUAAAAUGAGCAGUAAAAUGCCAAUGCAAAAAUCAAUCCAAGGCAACAGGCUCGAUACCAGGGCUGUAAAACCCCUGGUACAGGUGGUUGUCUUCAGUACCUCAACAUUUUAAAUGUUAGUCACGAUUAAUCAGUUCAAUCGAUUAACACUUUCAUUCAAGCUAUUGUUAGCCGUGAUUAAAUCGAUUAAAUCAAUUACUUAACAAUUUAGGAUUUUUAAGAAGAGGAAUAUUCAGAUGCAGUAGAGCAGUGAACAAUUCUGCAAUUAAGCCAGCGGUAGCUAAGCCCCACAAACCAAACUCGAAUAUAAUCCGCCCACCUCUGAGGGUGUCAGAUGUUUAACAUAACCCACUCACCUCCGUGAGGGUGUCAGAUCUUUAAUUGGCAGCUCAUUUUAAUAUAACAGGUCCAGACUGGGCGAGUAUUAACAUCAGAGCUCAAAGGUAAAGUCUGAAAGUAGAAUUAGCUUAGUUGGAGAGGCCAUCAUGAUCUGGUCUUGCGAUUUCUUGGGCAGGAGGCCCAUCAUCUUUUUUUGUCAGUUGUGUGAGAUGGAUAAGUUGCUAGAUUGAUCUAUAUUCACGUGGGCUGUCAACACCUUGAAUAUAUUUACUUUACACUAUAAACAGGUCACCAUAAAACCGUUGUGUUUACUUUGAGUCACAAUAUAGACUAUACCUAGGGACCAGUCUUUAUUUAAAAACAGGGGUUUAGUAAAACAGAGACAUGUGCAUAGACCAGGGCAUUCCAACCCUGUUCUUGGAGAGGUACUCUCCAGUAGGUUCCCGUUUUAAUUGACCCGAUUCAGCUUAUCAUGACAAUCAGGUGCGCUAGAUUAGAGUUGGAGCAAAAAUAUAAAGGACUGUAGCUCUCUAGGUACAGGGUUGGAGAGCCCUGGCAUAGACACUACAUUUACAUCUGUGUACACCUCUUGGGAGGGAUUUGACACUUGCAUUACUGGCUUAUGUUGGUUGCAUUGGAAGAAAACUUUUUUUUGUUGUCCAUCCCAUCUUCACAAUCACAGCCAACCAUAGGCAUUGACUGGGCCCAACCCUUCCCAUCCCCUUAAUCCAAAUCCACGUAUUUACAGUGCAGUUUGAUGGCAAUGCCAAACCUCCUAAAAGCCCCCAAUCACCUCAAGAAAGCCUGUGAAUGGUGAGCAUGUACUGCACAUGGGAAGAGCUCGACAAGAAAGCAGGACAGACUACGUGGACGUUAUAGUAAAUUAAGCUUUCCACCAAAGAUGAAUCUGAGUGAAAGCCUGUCUUUCGCAUCUUCGUCUGUAGCUUCUUACUUAUUGCCGGAUUUCUGAGGGUAUGUUAUCUGACAGGAAAGUGGAUCACACCAAUCAAAUUUUAUUAGCCAUGGGUACGAGCCUACAAACAACUUGGGUUACAUAGAUCAUACUGGUGCUCUACAACAAAGUGAGUUGCUCCAUACCAGGGAUUCUGUUGGCUAGUAAUAGCCGGCUUUUGGCCGAUUAAAAAAAAGUGAACUUCCGAUAAAUAAAAUUGCCACCGGCCAAUUCUCUGUGAGAAGAAACAAAAUCCCAUUGAAAAAUAAUGCUUUUUAGCCUAUUCAUUGAUGGAAAUACCAGUCGAUGCAAAUACAUAUGACCGGUCAAGAUUAUCAGUUUGAAGAAAUAAUUUGCAUAAUUUGGUGGAAUUAAAUUGCCGUUUGUGUAUUUUCGUUAGUCUUUAUGCAUCUUAUGACAUGCGCACAGCAUACAGAUGCAGAGCCUAAUUAGAGCGGAAAAUCUGUCAGAACAGAGGAGCUGCUGGUACAGCUUCUCAAACAGCGUGUUACUUGCUGCUGGAAUCAAACGUGCUUUUACAAGCCCAAUCAUUGCACAACUAAAUGCAAUUGUGUGUUGAAAUAAGAUGGCCAUUAUUAAAAAUAGCUACUAUUUAAUUUCUUAACUGGCAAUAGAAGCGCCCUUCAGCGCGUCACACACCACUUAGCAAUGAAAUGGAGGCAGUAUUCAUUUAAAAAACAAAAACAUUCUUAAUUGUUUGAAACCUGAAUGUUUUACUUCAUAUUAUGAGGCAUGUCUUCCCUUGCUUCAAAGUAGCCUAGCCAACAUCCGACCGUAGAAACGUAAAGGCAAUUUAGAGUUCCGUAUGCCAUUGAAACCAGCAGCCUAUUUCUCUCAUUUUCUAUUGGUUUUCAAAUCAACUUUCUUUCAUUGUCCAGUAGUGAAAGGCACAAUCCUAGUCAUAUUAGCAACCCAUGCUAGUUGUUGCAUCUUUAGAUUAAGAGGGGAGAACAAAUGGAUAUUUUCAUCCCAACAGUGUUUUCUUGCCAAUUGCAUUACGGGACAAACAUUCGCGAAGUGUGAAGAAAUAAUA
Molecule: messenger RNA, 7266 nt
Organism: Oncorhynchus kisutch (coho salmon)
Lineage: Eukaryota; Metazoa; Chordata; Actinopteri; Salmoniformes; Salmonidae
Product: endoplasmic reticulum membrane sensor NFE2L1
Exons: 6
Coding region: 527-2785 (752 amino acids)
Biological process (GO): regulation of transcription by RNA polymerase II
Cellular component (GO): nucleus
Molecular function (GO): DNA-binding transcription factor activity, RNA polymerase II-specific; RNA polymerase II cis-regulatory region sequence-specific DNA binding
Source: RefSeq, a predicted model, not a curated record